Messenger RNA from Rotaria sordida, 1191 nucleotides. The record is from the annotation of a GenBank genome assembly. NCBI's taxonomy places the organism in Eukaryota, Metazoa, Rotifera, Eurotatoria, Philodinida, Philodinidae.
AUGUCUUCUCAACGUUCAUCACCAUUAAUGCUUGUGCGUCCAUUUCGUGUUCGUUUAUCAAUUUUAGAUCUUCGAACAUCUCAAUCAUCAAAUACAAAUGAAACAUCAACUAUAAGUCCAUCAUUAUCAUCAUCACAACGUCGUUCAAAUAUUAAUAAUCCUCUUACACUUAAAUUAAAUGAAUUUCUUAUUGAACAAAAUAAAUAUACAACUAUAAAAAAUGAUUCAAUAGCAAUAUCAGAUCGAGAUAUAAAUGAUCGAGAAAUAAUUCAACGAUUUCUUCAUUCAAAUAAUGAAAUUGAAGCAAGAAAAAUUUUAGUACAAAUGUGGAAAGAAUCACGUUUUUGUGAUUUAAUGCUUGUUGUCGAUGGAAGUGAAUAUUUAGCACAUCGAAUUGUUCUUGCUGCAUUUAGUCCAAAAUAUCGGACAUUUUUUCGUGAACGUCGUACUGAUUUUGUUACACGUACUCAUCUUCGACAUACAUCACAUAAAGGUCUUCAACUUGUUUUAAAUUUUUUAUAUACUGGUAUUCAUUUUAUGAGAGAAAAAAAAAAGAAAGAACUCAAAUAUAUAAAUAUAUCUUCAGGUGAAUUAACUUUAACAUUUCGUAAUGUAAAUGAUAUUUUAAAUUGUGCAAAAGAACUUGAUAUUGGAAAAAUUUUUGAAAUAUGUGAAGAAUUUUUAUCAACAUUUGAAAAACGUCAUGUAUUUCGUGUGCUUGAAUUAUCAAGACAUUAUGGAAUGAAAAAAUCUUUUUAUGAAUCACAUUAUUAUUUAUCAAAAAAUUUUAAUCAAUGUAUUAAUAUGAAAAAUUUUCUUCAAUUACCAUAUACAACUAUAUCAAAUAUAUUAGCUGAUGAAACAAUACAAAAUCGUGAUGAAACAAUUGUUUUAAGUCGAAUUUUAAAUUGGAUUACAUCAAAUCAUGUAGAAAAUAGUCAAAUUAUAAUGAAUUUAUUUAAAAGAAUUCGAUGGAAUAAAUUAGAUUAUGAACAACAACGAGAAUGGUUAACAGCAAGUCAUGAAUUAGCUGAAAAUUCAAAAUUAACAUCAUUAAUUAAAGAACAAAUGACUUUUGCUUAUGAAAAAUUUAAUCGUCGUUCAAGUUCAACAUCAAAACCAAUUGAACAAAAACUAAAUCUAAAUGGUUCUGGUAGUCGUCAAACAAAUCGAAAUAGACAUCGUUCUUAA